AUGAGCGAUCUGAGCGUGAACCUCACAGCGCCCAACGGCCGGACCUACACACAGCCUUUGGGUCUGUUCAUCAACAAUGAGUUCGUCAAGUCGUCGAGCGGACAGACCAUUACCUCGAUCGAUCCCGCUACAGAGAAGGAAAUCGCUUCCGUGCAGGCUGCGAACGCCCACGAUGUUGAUAAGGCUGUUCAAGCAGCCUACGCAGCUCUCAAGAACCCCUCAUGGAAGAAGAUGGCGAGCUCGGAUCGCGGCAUCCUCAUGAACCGCUUGGCAGACCUGAUAGAAGCCAACAAGGAGAUCUUUGCUACUAUCGAUGCUUGGGAUAACGGCAAGUCCUACUCCGAGGCGCUAAACACCGAUCUGGUCGAGGCUGUUGGCACCAUCCGCUACUACGCGGGCUGGUGCGACAAGAUCUUUGGGCAGACAAUCCCUCUGCCCAACAAGCUCGCCUACACUCUGCGCCAACCCAUCGGAGUCGUCGGUCAGAUCAUUCCCUGGAACUACCCGCUCUCCAUGGCGUCUUGGAAGCUUGGGCCCGCACUAGCAUGUGGAAACACAGUCGUGCUCAAGGCCGCUGAGCAGACGCCGCUGAGCAUUCUUGUGCUCGGAACUCUCAUCAAAGAGGCUGGCUUCCCUCCCGGAGUUGUCAACUUCAUCAAUGGUUACGGCAAGGACGCCGGAGCGGCCUUGGUCCAGCAUCCGCUUGUUGACAAGGUUGCAUUCACUGGCUCCACUGCUACAGCGGCUAACAUCAUGAAAAUGGCUGCUGCUACGCUCAAGAAUAUCACUCUAGAGACUGGUGGCAAGUCACCAUUGCUAGUGUUUGACGAUGCCGACCUAGAGCAGGCAGUUAAGUGGUCGCACCUGGGCAUCAUGUCCAACCAAGGGCAAAUCUGCACCGCCACCUCCCGUAUCAUGGUGCACAAGAACAUCUACAACAAGUUCAUCGAGCGGUUCGUCCAAGAAGUCAAGAAUACAAGCAAGGUUGGGCUCCAGUGGGACGAAUCCACUUACCAGGGGCCACAAGUCACCAAGCAGCAAUACGACCGCGUCCUCUCCUACAUCGAGUCGGGCCGCGCUUCCGGUGCUACCGUCGCCACGGGUGGGCAUGCCAUCACCAACAUUGGCGACGGCAAGGGAUACUUCGUCGCUCCUACCGUCUUCACCAAUGUCAAGGAUGACAUGUCUAUCUGGCGAGAGGAGAUCUUUGGCCCUGUCGUGGUCGUGAGCGAGUUCGGCGAUGAGGAGGAGGCGAUCCAGCGGGCCAACAACACGACAUACGGCCUCGGCGCCGCCGUGUUUACGACCGACCUGGAGAAGGCGCACCGAGUCGCGAGUGAGAUCGAGGCCGGUAUGGUCUGGAUCAACAGCAGUCAGGACUGCGACCCACGCGUUCCCUUCGGAGGCGUCAAGCAGAGCGGUAUUGGCCGAGAACUGGGCGAGGCUGGGUUGGAGGCAUAUUCGCAGAUCAAGGCUGUCCAUCUUAAUAUGGGCAACCGCUUGUAG
This is a messenger RNA of Thyridium curvatum, 1506 nucleotides long. RefSeq lists its product as uncharacterized. Gene Ontology annotation, molecular function: oxidoreductase activity, acting on the aldehyde or oxo group of donors, NAD or NADP as acceptor. The coding region runs from base 1 to 1506 and encodes 501 amino acids. The record is from RefSeq and is a predicted model, not a curated record. Lineage: Eukaryota; Fungi; Ascomycota; Sordariomycetes; Thyridiales; Thyridiaceae. The transcript is spliced from 3 exons.